UACUACGGCGCACGCGCCCGCCACAGCGCGUUCUAAAUUUAAAAUUCAAAUCAUUCGAACGCCAGAUUAUACGAGCAAUAGAAGUGAUUAUACGAAAUUAUAAACAAAAUAGAAGCGCAUUUAUUUCAAAGUUUCAAAAGUUUGGUAUGCGGUGUAAUUUUUGUGAUAAAAUAAGCUGUCAACCCUAAACACCAAUAUGGAUUGGUGGCAGAGCACAAAGGAAUGGGUGGGCUUAUCCAAAAAGCAACCUAAAGUUGAAGGCAAUAGAAGCCAAUAUUCAUUGGUGUCGUGCGGCGAGCUGACCGCGGAUAUCCUGCCGAUAUGGCUUGAGUUGCCAGAUGAGGUGAAAAAUGAUCCGUCGCUGGCUCCGUUUAAGAAACUGUAUGAAAAAGAGCAUGGAAAAAUCCCAGAAAUAUCAAAGAAUCCAGAGGCGCAGAAGCGGCUGGCGAACGUACAGUCAGCCCCGAUGCUACAGUCGGUACAGUCGGACGAGAUUCAGUACAUAGACGGCUGCACCAAGAGCGAAGCUGCAGAGAAACUGGGCAACCAUGACGGGAAACCAAUUUCGGAGCAUUCUCUUCCAACUGUUCGACCAUCGCAGAUGGCGCGCGGCCGCCACUACGUGAAGAUGACAAUUCUUCUCGGCUGCUGGGUGUUUUUCACCGCCUGCUUCCUGAUGUAUAAUGAAAAGAAGGAAAACUUCACCAUAACUGCGGUGGUGCCUGGAGAAAUUAAAGAGUUCCCAUUGCCGAUAGAAAAAGCAGAGUCAAUACUUCUGAAACUAACGGGUCCGUUCAUGACCAAAAAUGACGAAAGGCGAUUGAACUCCACUGCGUUACUGUACCAUCAGAAACUAGAAGUGUGGCUGGAAGAAGAAAGGAACAAUGUUACUAAGGCCUCAAAAACCUGGUCCAUCCCCCUCCACAAAUCAACCCACCAGCGCUCGCGCACCCUACGCCUGAACUGCUCGCAUUGCGCGCUGCGCGUACGCACCGACGCACGCGCCGCCGUCGCGUUCACCUACAGUUACAUGGAAAACCCGGUAGAUGACACUACUGGGGUUAUCUAUGCGCUGGUGUUGCUGCUUGGCUUGUAUAUAUUGAUUAUUUUUGAGAUUAUAAACCGCACGAUGGCAGCGGUACUAGUAUCGACUAUGUCCCUCGCUGCCUUGGCCAUGGUGGGCGAGCGUCCGACAGUCCCAGAGAUAGUCUCCUGGCUGGAUAUUGAGACGCUACUCCUGCUGUUUAGUAUGAUGCUGCUAGUCGCCAUCAUGGCUGAGACUGGCGUUUUUGACUUCCUUGCUGUCUUUACUUUCGAAGUGACAAAAGGUAACCUCUGGCCGCUGAUAUACCUGCUUUGCGGUAUCACCGCUGUGGUGUCCACGUUCCUCGACAACGUUACUACAGUUCUCCUCAUGUCUCCUGUCACUAUCAGAUUAUGUGAAGUGAUGGACCUGGACCCCGUACCGAUUCUUAUGCUGAUGGCCAUAUACAGCAACAUAGGCGGCACAGCGACCCCCGUCGGAGACCCACCAUGCGUCAUAGUGGCGUCCAAUAAGCACGUCAUAGACGCUGGCAUAAACUUCACAAAUUUCACGGCCCACAUGGCUCUGGGCAUCCUCCUCGUGGCAGUUCAGACCUCGCUGCAGGUCCGGUACAUGUUCCGAGACACCAACAAGCUAAGGCUCAACGUUCCCAGGGAUAUACAGGAUCUCCGCCACCAAAUUUCAAUAUGGCGUCGUGCCGCCGACUCCCUCCCGCAGCUGAGCGGCAACGCGCACGUGGUGCGCGCGCGCCUGGACAGAAAGAUCGAGAAGCUGCGCGCGCAGCUCAGCCGCAUGAUGAAAGAGACGAGCAAACGUGCGUGUCCGAGGGAUGAGUUCCAGAGUACGUUGCGGGACUUGAAGCAGAAGUACAAGAUCCGUGACAAGGCCCUCCUGGUGCAGGCUUCAGUCGCCAUAUUCUUCGCUGUAGCUGUUUUCUUCCUCCAUUCGAUUCCUGAACUAAACCGCAUCUCUCUGAGCUGGACGGCAUUGCUGGCAGCAAUUCUGCUGCUGCUGCUGGCUGACCGUGAAGACCUGGAGCCGGUGCUGAGGCGGGUGGAAUGGUCCACUCUGCUGUUCUUUGCUGCCCUCUUCGUUCUCAUGGAGGCUCUCUCCAAGUUGGGCCUGAUCCAGUACAUUGGUGGCCUGAUGGAGGUUCUGGUGCUGAGAGUGGAUGAAAGCGCGAGGCUGGCGGUCGCCAUCUUGCUUAUUCUGUGGGUAGGCGGCGUGAUCUCAGCGUUCGUGGACAACCUCCCGAUGACCACGAUGAUGAUCAGAGUGGUCAUAUCCAUCGGCAGCAACCCUGAUCUCAACUUGCCUCUGGCACCUCUCGUCUGGGCGCUCCUCUAUGGUGCCUGCUUAGGAGGCAACGGCACAUUAAUCGGCGCGAGCGCAAACGUGGUGUGCGCAGGAGUGGCGGAGCAGCACGGCUACAAGAUCUCCUUCGUGCAGUUCUUCAAGGUCGGCUUCCCCAUCAUGAUCGGGCAUAUGGCUGCUGCCUCCGUGUAUCUGUUACUGUGCCAUUGUGUGUUUACUUGGCAUUGAAGUGUACAUCUUUAUUUUUUUAAAGUGUUUAAAGACCCAUGAAGAUGGGAAAUACUCGAAGACUCUCAAUAAGGGGGUUUUCAGAAAAAAUGGUACCAUUUCCUUUUUUAGGCUUCCGUACCUUUUUAAGAUUAUGUUAGUAAAUGAAAUAAAAUUAUGUCCGUCCAUUUCACUGGCGUAGAAAUUAUAUUCAAUAAAUUGUGUUAAUAGGUACAUAUGACAGUAUAUUAUUGUACAAAUAUAUUUUUAGUUUUUUCUACUUUAAAUAAUAGUAACUUUAAGUACAAAAUGUAACCAAUGUUGAAUUAUUUUAGAUAUAAUAAUAAAUAGUAAUUAUGUGAACUUUACAAUCAAUAAAAACAAUUUAAAAUCAUAAA
Cydia fagiglandana is the source of this 2964-nucleotide messenger RNA. Its product is annotated as P protein-like. Lineage: Eukaryota; Metazoa; Arthropoda; Insecta; Lepidoptera; Tortricidae. Bases 197 to 2587 code for a protein of 796 amino acids. The transcript is spliced from 17 exons. Gene Ontology annotation, biological process: transmembrane transport. The record is from RefSeq and is a predicted model, not a curated record. Gene Ontology annotation, cellular component: membrane.